AGAAGAAGAAACAGGAGGCGAAAGGAACGUUAUUCAAGUGUGGUUCUACCUGAUGUGAGCUGUGCCAGUCAGACGUGUCUCCUCUCACUUUCAUCAACACAAGGCCAACAUGGAUCUAACCGAGCAGAUCAACCAGCUGGAGGCAGACUUGUCCGAAUUAGGGUCCUUACUGGAGAAAGCAGAGAGAAAGAGAGUUCAAGAGCUGCUGAAACAGGAGCAGAAGAAGGUGGAGAAGGAACUUUCAGUCAAAAAGCAACAAAAGGAGCAACAGGCCAGGAGAGAGGCAGACCCAACAGCAGCGACCAAAUCAGCAUAUACAGUCAAGAUCACAAACUAUGCAUGGGACCAGUCGGAUAAAUUUGUAAAAAUUUACAUUACCUUGAAGGAUGUGCACAAGAUACCAUCGGAAAAUGUUGAAAUCACCUUCAGUGAAAGGUCAUUUUCUGUACUGGUAAAGAGUCUUGAUGGGAAGAACCACCAGCUGACCAUUCUCAACCUUUUAUAUCCAAUUGAUGAAAAGGACAGCUAUAAAAAGAUAAAAACAGACAUGGUCCUGGUCAUGUGCAAGAAACAGACAACGGAGAAGUGGGAGUGCCUAACAAAGGUGGAAAAGCAGUCGAAAGAAAAGGACAAACCAAAUACUGACGACAGUUCAGACCCCAGUGAAGGCCUGAUGAACAUGCUGAAGAAGAUCUACUCUGAGGGAGAUGACGAGAUGAAGAGAACCAUCAACAAAGCCUGGACAGAGUCCCAAGAGAAGAAAAUGAAAGGAGGAGACAUGAUGGACUUCUAAAUUAUAAUCACAUCUCUUCCAUCACUGGACCAAGUGACAGUUGUCGGGGCUGCAUCUUAAGUGACUAUAGGGUUGAACAUUAUAAGUUAGGUAUGACCCAAAUAAACUAAUAAAUCCACUUUUUUGUAAAAUCAGAUGUUAAGUGUUAAAUGCUCUGAAUCAGAUCAGAUGUGUAAAGGUAAUUGUGUUCCUGUUCAGAAAUAAAACCAGCUCAACUAAAAUGAUAUCUGACAUAUACAUGCAUUCAUCUUCUAGUCAAGACAACCAGUUUUUUAGACUUCAUGCCAUUCCAUUGUUUUGUGUCCAUUUGAUGAAAUGAUCAAAAACCUUCAAACAUCAGUCCUGUGUAAUACGUCCAAACUGUGGUACAGAUUAAUGCAUGGGUCCACGUUUGACUUGUACAUGUAUUCUAAAGUACACCACUCAUUAACUGACAUGGAUUGCUUAAGUCGUCAUUUUUUGCUUCAGUCUUUGUGAAUAUGUAAAAAUAUAUGUUUCUUGGUUGAUUGUUUGUACUUGUGAUGGUGCCUGCCUUCAUGUUGUUCUAGCAGUUCUCAUCAAUACAGUUGUUGGACUCGG
Messenger RNA from Sphaeramia orbicularis (orbiculate cardinalfish), 1372 nucleotides. It is a transcript of the gene cacybp, whose product is annotated as calcyclin binding protein. Gene Ontology annotation, cellular component: nucleus. The transcript is spliced from 6 exons. The record is from RefSeq and is a predicted model, not a curated record. Gene Ontology annotation, molecular function: tubulin binding; ubiquitin protein ligase binding; S100 protein binding. NCBI's taxonomy places the organism in Eukaryota, Metazoa, Chordata, Actinopteri, Kurtiformes, Apogonidae. Gene Ontology annotation, biological process: heart development. Bases 110 to 793 code for a protein of 227 amino acids.